This is a messenger RNA of Linum trigynum, 2315 nucleotides long. Lineage: Eukaryota; Viridiplantae; Streptophyta; Magnoliopsida; Malpighiales; Linaceae. The record is from the annotation of a GenBank genome assembly.
CGUACAACCUUCAAAUUGUGCAUAUCACACACGUACCAUGUAGACCACAAACAAAAUUUCUAUAGAGUAUCAACAAACCAUCAAACCGAUUAGUUAACCGAUGUGUUUGCUCCGAAGUAGUGUCUCGUAAGCUAGUUGGAGGUGUUGAUUUGGACGUGUAGGAGACCAAUUGUAACAUCCCGAACCUUUUCCCGACAAGAUAUUGUCCGCUUUGGGCCUCUACAUCCGCACGGAUUUCGACUUGGGGUGCAAUUCAAGGUGACUUCCCAUAAGGUCACCCAUCCUUGUUGUACUCCACACUGAGCACGUUUAACUUCGGAGUUCUCACAAGAACUCUUCCAUUACACCCCAAGACGCGUCUUGUCGGUGAAGGCCGGUUUCCUACUUAUGAACCAUGGAUCUCUUCCGUGCUUUGUCGAUGUGGGAUUUGCCUAAAGUGUUACACCAAUUCUAUCUCUUUUUUUUUUUACUUCAACUAAUUUAACCUUUAGGUUCAUGAGUAGAGUUUAUGACAGUCCGCCCCGCCGAUGGGGCUAUUCAUGAAGUAGUAUGUAAAACCCUUUCUCUAUCUUGUGUCAAUGUAUUAUCUUUUGAUUUUGUAUCUUGUAUCGGAGGAUAUUUUAUGGACUAGUUUUGAUCGUGGUUACGUUAUACAGAUACAGACGUACAUAAUUAAAAAAAAAAACAUGUAUAUUAUCUUCAAUACCAAUAAUUUUUUAUUUUAAAAAAUACGAUUGCAUUAUUUUUUUUUUAUUGUUAAUUAUAUCCCCUCUUGAUGAGCUUUCCUAAUCCGGAAAGUCUAAAUACAAAUUGACUAAAGUCAAAAGAAAAACGUUCUAACCUAAUUCAUAUAUGCAUACCAUUUACUACAUCCAUCAAAUAUGGGAAAUAAUAUGAGAAAUAAUUCCUUAACACAGACUAUGUAAGCCUAGCUAGGAAAUAUUAUAUUACUAUAUAAACCCUACACUUGAAUGUUUCUGAAUCAACCUCAACAGUUUGCUAAUCGUUACUUACGCCUCCGACGAGUCCAUUAUGAGCUGCCGGCGGCAAACAAGUUCACCGUUGACUCAUCAGUUGUUCUUGUCACUUGUUCUACUAGCAUGCCUUUGUGGCAGUGGCUGCAGAGCUACAGCUCCUCCUGCAAAAUACUGCCGGUUAAAUCGGUCCGACAAAUAUGGCGUGGCCUACACGAUCACCGUCGACAACUCCGGCCAUGGCCCCGCCGCCAACUUCACCACCGUGCAGCGAGCCAUCGACUCCGUCCCCGUCGGGAACUCGCAGUGGGUUCGCAUCCAAAUUUCUCCUGGUAAAUUCACAGAAAAAGUGGUGAUCGGAGAGAACAAACCCUGCAUUUUCCUGCACGGAGCUGGAAGGGCCUCGACGAGCAUCGAAUGGGACGAUCACGAGGACAAGCCGACCAGCCCGAUCUUCGCGGCCUUCGCCGACGACAUUGUAGCAAAAGGAAUUACAUUCAAGAACAAGUACAACAUAGGUCCCGGCGACUUGGUGUGGAAGAGAGCGACGGCGGCGAGAAUCGGAGGGGACAGAUCGGCCUUUUUCGAAUGUGGGUUCGUCGGCCUGCAGGACACAUUCCUCGACGACGAUGGGCGACAUCUGUUCAGCAACUGCUACAUCGAAGGCGCCAUGGAUUUCAUCUACGGAGCAGGCAAAUCCAUCUACAAGGAGUGCGAGAUAUCGCUCAACAUAGGGAAGUACGAGCCCGGAUUGGCGGGAUCGAUCACGGCGCAGAAGAAGGAGCUGCCGGGAGAGGAGAGUGGGUUCGUGUUCGACGGAUGUGAAUUUUCAGGGACAGGGAAAGCCAUACUUGGGAGAGCUUGGGGAGCUUACUCGACCGUCGUCGUGUACAAUUCGAGCAUUGGUGACAUUAUUGUUCCUCAGGGAUGGGAUGCUUGGGGCUACGUUGGACAUGAAGCAAAUUUGACGUAUGUGGAGGCGAAUAACAGAGGAAAAGGGGCGAAUACAUCGAAGCGAGUUCCAUGGAUGAAGAGACUAAACCCAGCUCAGCUCCGAAGUUAUGUGGAUAUUAGCUUUAUAGAUCGAGAUGGCUGGCUUCGUAAUUUGCCUAGAAUCUCAUCUUGAUUCAUGUUUUUCCAACUGAUGUUUCAGUUUAUAGAAUUGUUUCUGUAACUUGAAUAUCUUGAUCUUCAAUUUAUUUGAAUAAUAAUUCCAAAAUUUUGACUGAAUUAUGAGGUUAUCUUAUUGAAGGAGUUUCGUGAGAUGAAUGUCAUGUAAAUUCUUGGCUCCCCUCUAGAGACGUCCAUUAGAAAACAAUUAAAUACAAAGAUAAUGUCAUG